AUGACAGGCAUACUCCCCAGCGACGAAAAAGCAGACAACGCCGCAGCAACACCCAACCAGACCGACACUGCGCACGAGACUCACCCACUUGCCAAGCAAAGCCUAGCAAGAAAGGAGCUGGAUGAGGAUACCGAGGUCGAUAUGGAUGAGAAUGUGGAUGUGAUAGAAAUCGGCAAAGGGCAGGAAAAUCCAGAUGUCGUCGACGAUGACAUUGAUAUGGCCCAGGAUAAAAAGGACGACAAUGCAGAAACGACCCCAGAAGCCGGUGCUCCACCUGCUCCCGACUUCACGACUGAACCCCCCGAGGUCGCUCAGUGGGAUGUCCUUCGAGAACCAGUUCCACAAAUCAUCGUCUCCAGUAUCCCCAUCGAGGUCUGGGCAAUGAUCCUCAGUCAUGUCCCCCCCUGUCGACUUGCACGAAUGUUCACCAUCUCCAAGAACUGGAAAUCAAUGAUCGAACAACUCCCGCUCUGGAAAGAAAUCGUCAUCAACUGCAAUCUUGUCGAUAUUUCGCGGCCCGUGCCCAGCUAUAUGAAGCUCGUCCUCGGAUGUAUGGUCGUGAUCUGCGAUCUGUGCCUCCAAAGAAGUUCCCAGCUCGGCGUUGAUCUCCCCCUGCCGCUCCGAAGACCCGAUCUGUUGGCUCUCAUUUGGAUGUGCAAGAAGUGUCGCCGAUGGUACGGGGCUAUGCACCCAGAAGUGAUGUCCGAUCCCACAAGAGCGCACAUGGAUUCUGAUGUCUACGAGCAAGGGCCCUAUGAAAAGAUCCAGCCGAGACGUUCUUACAGACGAUAUGAUCGCUUUGACGACUACUACAGCGAAACCGAUUCCGACGACUCUGUAUACUGCUACGAGCUCGUGGUGACCAUGCGGGAGAUGGCUUGGUUCUUUGAGCACACCGAGUACCCCGUGUACAAUCAGCAGGGCUCCGAGACCGCCAAGGCCAAGGCGCUCACGGACUGGACGUGCUCGUUGUUGGAGAAGUAUGGCGAUCAAACCGCGGAGGCGUACAAGACCGUGGAGAACGCGCCGCCAGAGUCACUGUGGCCGAUGAUCGAAUUUGCGUUGGCCGAGAAUGUCAAGUUUGAGGAGAAAAAGGGGGUGAUGCUAAAGGAGGUAGAGGAACGAAGGGUGCGUGAGAAGGAGGAGGAGGAGCUGUGGAAGAAAGAGCGUGAACAGCGACGAAAGGAACGAGAGCAACGAGCACUGGAGCGAAAGCAGAGAGAAAAGGAGCGGGAGAAGCAGAAAAAAGAGCGCGAAGCGGCGAAGAAGACAAGCACUACAAUCAAGAAGGACGCUGAACCGGUUGGGAAUGUCGAUGGAGGUGAGGGUGAGGAGGCCGGACGCAGAUCAGGGACUGAGAAGGAACAGGUGGAUGAGGCGAGACAGAGCAUCGACGCCGACGAUGAUGGUGCGGAGGAGGAUUACCUGGAUGAAGUAUCAGAUCUUGACGAGGAGUAUUGGGGCGACGAAUGGACUGGCGAGUCGGAUGAGGCCUCCUAUGAAGAAGACUACGAUGAGAUCAGCCUGGAGGCGCGCAUGGCUCGAACAUGGAUGCAGGGCGCGCUCAUGCGAACAACGACCCUACAAUCAACUCCUCAGCUUGUCUCCGAAUUCAAGGCCGAGUCCCCCGAAGUCUACUAUGAUAUGCACGCAGAUAUGCCUAUGGCGAAUGAGAUUACGCUCUGGGUCCACAGAUUGGCGGGGCGGUAUGCCAAAGAUGCAGUGAAGAUGUAUAAGUCUUUGGAGGGGGGCUCCACCAGAGUCGCUGUGGCCCGUGUUUAA
Molecule: messenger RNA, 1782 nt
Organism: Gamsiella multidivaricata
Lineage: Eukaryota; Fungi; Mortierellomycota; Mortierellomycetes; Mortierellales; Mortierellaceae
Exons: 3
Coding region: 1-1782 (593 amino acids)
Molecular function (GO): protein binding
Source: RefSeq, a predicted model, not a curated record